Esox lucius (northern pike) is the source of this 776-nucleotide messenger RNA. RefSeq names its product fibroblast growth factor 4B. Gene Ontology annotation, cellular component: cytoplasm. Gene Ontology annotation, biological process: fibroblast growth factor receptor signaling pathway; cell differentiation; positive regulation of gene expression. NCBI's taxonomy places the organism in Eukaryota, Metazoa, Chordata, Actinopteri, Esociformes, Esocidae. The coding region runs from base 1 to 582 and encodes 193 amino acids. The record is from RefSeq and is a predicted model, not a curated record. The transcript has 3 exons. Gene Ontology annotation, molecular function: growth factor activity; fibroblast growth factor receptor binding.
AUGUCUGAUCACGCUUCCUGGCUACCAGUACGACUGCUGGUGUGGGGACUGAUAUGUAGCUCAGUGCGCACUGCCCCAUUCGCUGGAAAACAGAACGGCAGUCUUGAGCGGCACUGGGAAACGCUAUACUCUCGCUCACUGGCUCGGAACCCAUGGGAAAAGAGAGAAAUCAACCGGGACGGUGACUAUCUAAUGGGCAUCAAAAGACUUCGACGUCUCUACUGCAAUGUUGGCAUUGGGUUUCACAUUCAAGUUUUACCAGACGGAAAGAUAACUGGAAUACAUAAUGAAAAUAGAUACAGUCUCCUUGAGAUAUCCCCUGUGGAGAGAGGAGUUGUGACUCUCUUUGGUGUCCGAAGUGGUCUGUUUCUGGCUAUGAAUGGCAAAGGGAAACUCUAUGGAUCUGGUCACUACAAUGAUGAAUGCAAGUUCAAGGAAAACCUCUUGGCAAAUAACUACAAUGCGUAUGAAUCAGCAGCCCACCCUGGGAUGUAUAUUGGACUAAGUAAGACUGGCAAAACCAAAAAAGGAAACAGGGUUACACCAGCAAUGACAGUGACACACUUCUUACCGAGGAUCUGAUUGGGCCCAUAGACUGCGUACUAGUAUCGCCAAGAGAGGGUUUAGGAGAGACUGGAAACCAUGCACUUUCAAAUGUUUGAGUGUGAUUAAUUUAAAUUAUUUAUUUAUGAAUCUAGAUACUUUUUAUAUUUUUGGAGAAAGAAAGUAAGGUAAACGGGAAAAUGAAUAGAGACACUUGUUUUAGUUUUGUAUCU